AUGGCGAGUUCCACGAAUAUUCUCAUCUCUGGUGCCAAUCGAGGCCUUGGUAAAGAAUUCGUCAAACAAUAUCUCGCUCGACCGAACCACAUUGUCGUCGGCACUGUCCGCAACGUCAAGAGUGCUGACGCGCUUGAUCUCCUCAACCUGCCCACAGCAGAAGGCACCAAACUCGUGCUCGUCAAAAUCGAAUCAACCUCAACAACCGAUGCAUUCGAAGCCGUGAAAGAACUCCAAGCCCAAGGUAUCUGGAAACUCGACGUGGUGAUUGCCAAUGCCGGGACUGUAGGUCAACAAGGACCGAUGGAAUCCAUCAACCCUCAGAACGUGGCAGAAGUCUACAUGGUCAAUUCAGUGGGACCGACCUUUCUAUUCCUUGCUGUCAAGCCACUUCUCGAUAAAGCCGAGUCGCCGAAAUGGAUGGCCAUCAGCUCUGCGGUUGCGUCGAUUCAAGAUUUUCAGAAGUACUCUUUCUUCAAGAUGUAUCCGUACAAUGCGUCCAAGGCGGCGUUGAAUCACUUUACCAAGACGAUUCACGUUGAUUUUCCUGAUAUUGUCGCUUUCUCGGUUUCUCCUGGGUUUUUGGAAACCGACAUGGGACGAGGUGCAGUCAAAGCGUAUGGACUUGAAGAACCUCAAUUCGAGGACAUGACCUCAAGCGUACAAAGCCUCAUUGGAAUGGUGGACAAUGCAACGAAAGAAAAAUAUUCUGGACAGUUUAUCAAUUUCAACGGCGACGUCAUUCCUUGGUAG
Molecule: messenger RNA, 753 nt
Organism: Exophiala mesophila
Lineage: Eukaryota; Fungi; Ascomycota; Eurotiomycetes; Chaetothyriales; Herpotrichiellaceae
Exons: 4
Coding region: 1-753 (250 amino acids)
Source: RefSeq, a predicted model, not a curated record